Monosiga brevicollis MX1 is the source of this 1407-nucleotide messenger RNA. RefSeq lists its product as uncharacterized. The record is from RefSeq and is a predicted model, not a curated record. Gene Ontology annotation, molecular function: heme binding; iron ion binding; oxidoreductase activity, acting on paired donors, with incorporation or reduction of molecular oxygen. Bases 1 to 1407 code for a protein of 468 amino acids. Lineage: Eukaryota; Choanoflagellata; Craspedida; Salpingoecidae. The transcript is spliced from 10 exons.
AUGUCCUUGGUUAGCUGGGUGCUGAUGACUGCUCAUGGUUCCGCCUGGACGGUGCGCGCACAGAUCAUUGGUCAAGCGCCUUACGUUUGCGUGCUGGACCCCGUGGUGGUGAAGCACGUCCUUCAGGACAACUUUGAUAAUUACAUCAAGGGUCGACUCUUUCGGGACAGAUUCACCGAGCUAUUGGGCCGGGGCAUUUUCAACGCGGACGGCCCCGAAUGGUCUUACCAGCGCAAAACCGCGGCGCACCUCUUCAAGCGCCGCGAGCUCAGUGGGUUCAUGACCGAUUUCGAGGCCCCUGAUCCCCAUGUUCUGGUUUGCCGGCCGAACACCACCUACCUCACGCGGCUGAACGUGCCCUGGGAGCGCAUUCUUAGAGUAUUUUCCGAUCAUGGUCGUCUAGUGUGCCAAAAGCUGGACGAAGCCAGCCGCACUGGUACCGUAGUUGAUCUUCAGGAACUGUUUUAUCGUUACACUCUUGAAAGCAUUGGCAAAAUCGCGUUUGGUGUCAAUCUUGGUUGCUUCGAGAACGAUCGCGUCGAAUUUGCCGUCAACUUUGAUACUGCCCAGCGCAUCAUCAUGGAACGUGUUUUGGAUCCCGCCUGGGAGAUUCGGCGUUGGUUUAACUUCAUCCACCCGGAUGAGAUUGAACUGAGGCGUUGCGUCAAAAAACUGGACGGCAUUGCGCACGGCAUCAUCCAAGAUCGUCGGAAAAUCGGCGACUUGUCGGAUCGCGAGGAUUUGCUCUCUCGAUUCAUGGCCGUCAAGGAUGAGCAGGGCAAGCCCUUGGAUGACGAGCGGCUUCGCGACGUUGUCAUGAGCUUUGUCAUUGCUGGCCGCGACACUACCGCCAACUGUCUGUCUUGGGUGUUUUACGAACUUCACCAGCACCCCGAGGUUUUUGCCAAAUUGAAGAAGGAGGUUGAUACCGUGCUUGACGGGGCCGAGCCGACGCAUGACCUAGUGCAUUCGGGCAUGCCAUACCUCCAUGCUGUGGUAAAGGAGACGUUGCGGCUGCAUCCAUCAGUGCCCAAGGAUGGGAAGGUUGCAGUUAAGGAUGAUGUUUUGCCGGACGGGACGGUGAUCAAGGCAGGCACCAUUGUCAUUUAUUUGCCCUGGGUUAUGGGUCGCAUGGAAAGUUUGUGGGAAGAUGCGACACGCUUCAAUCCUGAGCGCUGGCUGAACCAGACGACGGAACCAUCGCACUUUCAGUACACGGCCUUCAACGCUGGUCCACGUCUAUGCCUGGGCAUGCACAUGGCUUACAUUGAAGCCAAGCUGUUGGUUGCCAUGCUUGUGCAACGCUUUGACUUUGAGGUCAAGCCCAACCAGGAGUUUACUUACACUGUCACUCUCACCAUGCCCCUCAAGAAUGGUCUACUUGUCACCCCUACGAAGCGUGCUUGA